GUGGAAAGAAAACCAGCCAGUAUGGAUAUCUAUGACACGCAGACCUUGGGCGUUGUGGUCUUUGGUGGCUUCAUGGUAGUGUCUGCCAUUGGCAUCUUCCUGGUGUCCACUUUCUCCAUGAAGGAGACAUCGUAUGAAGAGGCCCUCGCUAACCAGCGCAAAGAGAUGGCAAAAACUUACUACCAGAAAGUGGAGAAGAAAAAGAAGGAGAAGACUGUGGAGAAGAAAGGAAAGACCAAGAAAAAGGAUGAGAAACCAAAUGGGAAGAUUCCUGAUCAAGACCUGGGCCCCAGUGUCACCGUCCUCCUCAAAGAACCAACACGCACUCCUGCCAUGGCUGUGGCCCCAACUCCCAUCCAGGCUCCCCUGGUCUUUACCCCCGUUGCUGCAGUACCAGCCAUGCCCCAGGAGAAGCCAGCCUCCUCCCCGAAGGACAAAAAGAAGAAGGAGAAAAAAGUGGCUAAAGUGGAACCAGCAGUCAGCUCUGUAGUGAAUUCCAUCCAGGUUCUGGCCUCAAAGUCAGCCAUCUUGGAAGCCACUCCCAAGGAGGUGCCAAUGGUGGCUGUGCCCCCAGUGGGUGCCAAGACCAGUGCCCCAGCCAUCAGCGUGGCUCAGGGAAAGAAGACGGAGGGGGCCCAAAACCAGGGCAGAAAGGGGGAGGGCACCCCAAGCCAGGGCAAGAAAGCUGAGGGUGCCCAGAACCAGGGUAAGAAGGCUGAGGGUGCCCAGAACCAGGGUAAGAAGGGAGAGGGAAACCAGAACCAGGCCAAGAAAGGGGAGGGGAACCAGAACCAGGCCAAGAAGGGGGAGGGGAACCAGAACCAGGCCAAGAAGGGGGAGGGGAACCAGAACCAGGCCAAGAAGGGGGAGGGGAACCAGAACCAGGCCAAGAAGGGGGAGAACCAAAACCAGGCUAAGAAGGGGGAGGAGAAACAGAGCCAGGGCAAGAAGGGGGAGGGAAACCAGAACCAGGGUAAAAAGGUAGAAGGGGCCCAGAACCAGGGUAAGAAGGGGGAAGGGAAACAGAACCAGGGAAAGAAGGGGGAGGGAGCCCAGAACCAGGGUAAGAAGGGGGAGGAGAACCAGAACCAGGGAAAGAAGGGGGAGGGAGCCCAGAACCAGGGUAAGAAGGGGGAGGGGGCCCAGAACCAGGGUAAGAAGGGGGAGGGGAACCAGAACCAGGGUAAGAAGCGGGAGGGAAACCAGAACCAGGCUAAGAAGGAAGAAGAGAAUCAGAACCAGUCUAAGAAGGGGGAGGGGAAUCAGAACCAGGGCAAGAAGGGGGAGGGGAACCAGAACCAGGCUAAGAAAGGGGAGGUGAACCAGAACCAGGCUAAGAAAGGGGAGGGGAACCAGAACCAGGCUAAGAAAGGGGAGGGGAACCAGAACCAGGCUAAGAAAGGGGAGGGGAACCAGAACCAGGCUAAGAAAGGGGAGGGAAACCAGAACCAGGCUAAGAAGGGGGAGGGGAAUCAGAACCAGGCUAAGAAGGGGGAGGGGAACCAGAACCAGGCUAAGAAGGGGGAGGGGAACCAGAACCAGGGCAAAAAAGGAGAGGUGAACCAGGACCAAAGCAAAAAAGGAGAUAGUGCCCACAACCAGGGCAAGAAGGGGGAGGGGAACCAGAACCAGGCCAAGAAGGGGGAGGGGAACCAGAAUCAGGCCAAGAAGGGGGAUGGUGGCCAGAACCAGGGCAAGAAGGGGGAGGGGAACCAGAAUCAGGCCAAGAAGGUGGAUGGUGGCCAGAACCAGGGCAAAAAAGCAGAGGGGGUUCAGAACCAGGGCAAAAAAGUGGAGGGUACCCCAAACCAGAACAAGAAAGGAGAGGGUGCCCAGAACCAGGGCAAAAAAGGGGAAGGAGCUCCUACCCAGGGCAAAAAGGGAGAGGGAGCCCCCAGCCAAGGCAAAAAGGCAGAUUCUGUUGCUAAUCAGAGCACAAAGGCAGAGGGUGGCACAAAUCAGGGAAAGAAAGCAGAUGGAGCCCCCAAUCGAGGCAAAAAGGCAGAGGAAACUCCCAACCAGGGCAGAAAGGCAGAUGCAGGUGCCAGGCAGGGGAAGAAGCCUGAGAUAGCUCCUGUCCAGGGUAAGAGUACAGAUGCAGUCCAGAACCAGGAGGCACCCAAGCAGGAGGCUCCUGCAAAGAAGAAGUCUGGUUCCAAGAAAAAGAGUGAGCCUGGGCCCCUUGAUGCUAAUAGCCCUCUCUACGUGCCCUACAAGACACUGGUCUCUAUGGUCGGAAGCAUGGCAUUCAACGAGGGUGAGGCCCAGCGGCUCAUCGAGAUCCUGUCUGAGAAGGCUGGUGUCAUCCAGGACACCUGGCACAAGGCCACUCAGAAGGGUGACCCUGUGGUGAUUCUGAAACGUCAGCUGGAAGAGAAGGAAAAACUGCUGGCCACAGAGCAAGAGGAUGCAGCUGUGGCCAAGAGCAAACUAAGGGAACUCAACAAGGAGAUGGCUGCAGAGAAGGCCAAGGCUGCCGCUGGGGAGGCCAAGGUGAAGAAGCAGCUGGUGGCGCGGGAGCAGGAGAUUGCGGCGGUGCAGGCGCGCAUGCAGGCCAGCUACCGAGAGCACGUGAAGGAGGUGCAGCAGCUACAGGGCAAGAUCCGGACUCUGCAGGAGCAGCUGGAGAACGGCCCCAACACUCAGCUGGCUCGCCUGCAGCAGGAGAACUCCAUCCUGCGGGAUGCCCUGAACCAGGCCACCAGCCAGAUGGAGAGCAAGCAGAAUGCAGAGCUGGCGAAGCUGCGGCAGGAGCUGGGCAAGACCAGCAAGGAGCUGGCGGAGAAGGUGGAGGUGUCCCGGCAGGAGGAGCAGCAGCGCAAGGCUCUGGAAGCUAAGGCGGCCGCUUUUGAGAAGCAGGUGCUGCAGCUGCAGGUGUCCUACAAGGAGAGUGAGGAGGCCCUGCAGAAGCAUCUGGACGAGCUUAGCCGGGAGCUGUGCCGCACUCAGAGUAGCCAUGCCAGCCUGCGCGCUGAUGCUGAGAAGGCCCAGGAGCAGCAGCAGCGGCUGGCAGAGCUGCACGGUAAGCUGCAGUCCUCUGAGGCGGAGGUGAAGAGCAAGUGUGAGGAGCUGCGGGGGCUCCAUGGGCAGCUCCAGGAGGCCCGAGCGGAGAACACCCAGUUGGCUGAGCGCAUGCGUUCCAUUGAGGCCCUGCUGGAGGCAGGCCAGACCCGAGACACCCAGGCCAGCCGAGCUGAGGCCGAGCAGCAGCAGUCACGCCUCAAGGAGCUGGAGUCGCAGGUGUCGUGUCUGGAGAAGGAGGCCACUGAGCUCAAGGAGGCCAUGGAGCAGCAGAAAGGGAAGAAUAAUGACCUCCGGGAGAAGAACUGGAAGGCCAUGGAGGCGCUGGCCUUGGCCGAGAGGACCUGUGCGGAGAAGCUGCAAACCCUGACGCAGGCCAAGGAGGACUCAGAGAAGCAGCUUCGUCUGACCAAGGCACAGACCAGAGAGGCCCUGCAGGCCCUGCUCCCAGAACUCUCUGCCUCGGUGCACCAGAGCUAUGCUGAGUGGCUGCAGGAGCUCAGAGUGAGGGGUCCCGAGCUGCUGAAGAUAUCGUCGGCCACCACAGAGCCCUCUCAGGACGUGGCCUCCAAGCUGCGGGAGGCUGAGGAGGCCCAGAGCACUCUGCAGGCCGAGUGUGAACAGUAUCGUGCCAUCCUGGCUGAGACGGAGGGCAUGCUCAAGGACCUGCAGAAGAGUGUAGAGGAGGAGGAGCAGGUGUGGAAGGCCAGGGUGGGCGCGAAGGAGGAAGACCUGCAGAAGUCCCAGGUCACAGUGAAGCAUCUUGAAGACACUAUAGAGAAGCUCAAAGGAGAACUUGAAAGCUCGGACCAGGUGCGGAAGCACACCUUGCACCUGGAGGCAGAGCUGGAGAAGCACAUGGCUGCCGCCAGCGCCGAGUGCCAGACCUAUGCCAAGGAGGUGGCAGGGCUGAGGCAGCUGCUGUUAGAUUCUCAGUCUCAGCUAGAUGAAACGAAGAGCGAAGCCCAGAAGCAGAGCCAAGAGCUCGCCCUGGUCAGGCGGCAGUUGAGUGAGAUGAAGAGCCACGUAGCAGAUGGCGAUGUUGCUGGGUCCCCAGGAGUUCCCUCAGCCGAGCAAGAUACCAUGAAGCUACAGGCACAGCUGGAGCGGACGGAGCUCGCCCUGGAGGAGGAGCAGGCACUGCGGCAGAAGCUCAGAGUCGAGUUUCAGGAGGCACGGACCACGGCACGCCAGCUACAAGAAGAGUUGGAGACGCUGCGCGCCAGUGGCCCCCUGGCAUCUCCGGGCACUGAGGAGGUUGCACAGCUGAAGGAGAGACUAGAGAAAGAGAAGAAGUUAACAAGUGACCUGGGUCGUGCUGCCAACAAACUGCAGGAGCUUCUGAAGACCACCCAAGAGCAGCUGGCAGAGGAGAAGGACAAGGUGACGCAGCUGCAAGAACAGCUGGGGAAAGUGGAGGAUGGCAGUGGCCCGAAGGAGGGCACCUCCGUCUGAGCCUCCCAUGGAGAGAUGUUACUGUUCCUCUUACCAAAAUGCCUUACACAUUCCUCACGAAUAAACCAACGACACAGCGUUCCCAGGCCCAACUUCCAGAGGCUCCGAGAAAAGCCAUCGGAGAUGAUCAUCUUCCAGACCCUGCUGCACAAGAACCUGUCACGUUUGGAAAACACUAUUCCUGAAGCGGCCCGGCUGCCUCCACAGACGCCAGAGCGCCUGUGACCUGACACGGGCGCACGGGGAGGCCGGGACGCAGUCGGCGCCAGUCAGUGCAAUUGUCGCGUCUCUCCUCAGUGGGGUGGGGUCGGGAUGUGGCCAGACGGGGUGGGGAGUGGGAGGACCCUCAGAGGCUGGAGCCCAGUCCCUUGAGGCCGCAGCCCUCCCCCAAGUCACCAUGAGGAACUGUGGGUGACCUGGAUGUUGAUGCCAUUAAACCAACGUGUUGCCCGGCACUAAGUCUUGUGUCUCCUGUUGGGGCUGCCUAGGGGGCAGCCCAGUGCAGGUCUUGGUUUCUCACCAGGCAGAGGACCCAAGGCAUCCUCAUACUUGAGUGUCUCUGGCUCCCAUACCCUCCAGGAAGAUGGAAGCAGGGCCUGUGUGACACUGAGCCCCAACUUGGGUCCUGCAAGCAAGGCUAGGGUGGUCCAGGCGGGGGAGGGCAGGGAACACUGGGAGAGAACAGGGGUCACUAUCUUAUGCCAACAUUAGGAAGACUCAGGGCCAGGGCUCCUACUCCACCUCUGCUGGCUGCCUCACUGGCAGAAGGCAGCUCAGACUUUGCAACUUGGGUCACAGAGUGCUUGGUGGCUCAGACAGCUUGGUCCAGGGAGACACUGGCCCCUGAGGUGGUGCUGGAACAGAUCUGGGCACAGUGCCUGGUGUCCAGCAGGCGGUGCCCAGGAGCUGCUUGAGAUAACGGCCUAAGGGGCACCUGGGCUUGUGGGAGGUCAGGCUCUGGGUGGUGGGUGACUUGUGGGGGUGCUGUCACAGGCCCUUAGAAGCUUCAUGGUACAUGUGUCCCUGCCACCACCACAGCCUCUGUGCAUCUGGGGCCGUUGUGUAGUCACUGAGCUAGGUACCGGUGUGGGGAUACCUGGAGCAGCUCAAAGUUAAGGUGAGCUCACAGGAAGAGAAGGCACCUCAGGGUGGCAGGGGAGAAGACCACAUGAGGGCAAAGAGUCAUACCUGUCCCAGAACUCACUGGAGCAGGAACCAUAGGUUGUGAAACGUGGUCCUUAGAAGGAUAAGGCAACAGUGCUGGCUGUGGGCCUGACCCCUCUGGAGAUUAGUGACUCAGCUGGGAGCCACAGGGUAGGCUGUUGGGUAGGGAGGAACUUGUUUCCCAAGGGUGCAGGACCCAACAGAGACCCAAAGCUUGAGGACAUUUCUGGGGAAGGUAGGAUGCCAGAAGCAGGAUUCCUGCACACUGACUGUACCCAAGGUCUGGUCUGGGGGGUUGGGAGGGGACACCAGGGCUCCUCAAUCACCACCACAGGCCUGGAGUCUACACUGCAGCAGAAAGCUUGGCCAGUGCUGGGAAAGCCCGCUGGAGGAACAGGAGAUGAGGUCACCAAGAUGCUGGCUUUGGUAGAAGCAAUGCCCUGGGAGAGGGUGAUGUAGAGUCCCCCCGACAAGGCUGCUCCAGGCUUCCGAAGCAGGGCUCUGCUGGCCAUGGUCUGUGCUGCCCAGCAAUCCUGGAGCCCAGUGAGGCACCUCCUGGGCCAGCAGAGGGAGCCCAGGUUUGCCAGCCACACUGCUGGCCUCAACCCAGCUGGACCUGGCCUGGCACUAGCUAUGGCUGCUCAGGAAGACAAGGGGCUGCCACCUCACAGACUACUUGCAAAGAGCUGGCAGGUGUGCAUGCCAUGGCGCCUCUCAUCUUGCUCAUUGUGGUGUGGAUACCAUGGGGUCCACUCUAAGCUCCUCUUGCAAAACCCAUAGCCCUAGAGCCCUGGCUGUUGGCGGUCACUUGGAAUGAGGCCCAGCUCACUGCUGACUGAGUCACAGUGGCUUCCUGAGCCCAAGGUUGCUGGGUGGCUCCAGGGUGAGCAUCCUUUGGUCAUCUCCACGUGGCACUCACUGAAAUGCAUAGGACAGGACACUGGCCUGCAAGCGGCUCUCAGCCUGGGAGAGGACAGAGAUGCUAGCAAGGCUGUGGGCAACCACAGGUCAGACGAGGCUAUAGUGCCACCUGAUAACUCCUCUAGCUCCUUGCUGUUGUGCAGGCUAGUAGUUCCUCUUGUACCCCUGAAGUGCCACUCAUGGUACUGACCAAAGGCUGACCUCCAAAUUCCAGAUGUCAAAUUCAAACUCAAACCAUCCAGAGGUGGUGAGAAUGGCUCAGGAUCCAUCUUUGUCCAGUUCUGCCACUUGUAAGCCAAGUGACCUGAUCAGCCAGCUUCCUCUAACAGCCCCUCAUAGCCACUGUCACUGAGCCCAGCUCCUGCCUACCUAGGCCGCCCCCUCCCCACAAGGCAGAGGACACGUGUCCUGUCAGGACCAGGAAGGAACCACUGGAGAAUCCCUAGGGCUGUCACUCAGAGGUCCGCAUGUUCACACAGAUUCACACUGGCUCUACUGCUCUGCAGGGACAAGAAGGUAACCAGAUGACUCUUCUCCGGCUCCCGUUUCCAUAUAAUGUGCCAGCCUGUGAGGGAGUCAUGGUGCCCUGGAAGCGGGACAGACCUGGACCUUUUAGGUCCAAACCUCCAUGCUGUUCUGGUUACCAGGAGGGGAGCAAUAGUGCCUAGGCCCCAGCCCUAGCGUCCAUGGAGAGAGCUGAAAGUAACCUCCAGCACCCAUGCGCUUCUGUAGGAGAGAGUGUGGAGAUGCUGACUUUGUGUAAACUCCCUACGUGCUGCUCAGGAGCCCCCCAGCCAAGCGCCUGCACUCAGCCCACAGCGCCUCCUGCCUCCUAAGGGAUGUGGCCCGAGGUGGCAGGUGGGCCGCAGGGCAGCCCGGCCAGGACACUUCCCUAGGGCCUGUUUACAGGUCACGGAGCAGUGUUCAGUUCCAGAUGGGAAAAUGGCAAGCAGCCAGCACUUUUCCAGCCAGUUUUGAAAGAUAUUUUGAUGAAAGUGAGACCUUUUUUGCCUCCCAAAGCCUAGCCUUGGGUAAACAGUAAGAAGAAGGCUUUCAACUUUUACACCAGCUUCCUCUUUCAAUCAGAGGUGGAAGUUGAGUCACCUGUGAGAAACCCCAGAAUCUCCUUGUGGAAGGUAGAAUCUCUACCCCCAACUUACAUGUGAAUAAUGACACCAGACAGAAGUUAAAAAUGCUUCCUUUAUUACAUAAAGCCAGUAACUGCUACUUCUAUGAUCAACUGUGCAUUUCUCUUUUGUUCAAAUGUCAUGCCUGUGGCGUGAGGACAAUCACAUCAGCGUGUCAGUAGGCACCAGCUCCCCACUCCAUACAAGUGACAAACUGCUAUAGGAAACGUUCUCCCAGCCCUGGAAGAAACACUCAGUGUUCUUGCCAUCUUGUCACGCUGGGUGCCGCAGCUCUGAAGGAGACACAGGUGCGCGGUGUCCUAGCCUGCCUAGAUACUGCCGAUGAGCAUUUUCAUUAGAAAGCAGAGUAUAACGCCCAAGCCCUAAUUUGCAUUAGAAUUAAGACACCCCAUCUUCUGAAGCCACACCACAAUUCCCAAGAUACAAGGUGACAGCCUGCAGCCUGCAUGUGCGGGGACAGCUGUGCCACUCCAGGCAGGCUUUGCAUGAUCAGGGUCACAGCAGAUGUGACUUCGAGGCAGGCUCAGGUGCACGGCUGGGAGAGCUAAAGGCUGCCUGAGACUCACGGCUGCUAGUGGGUUAGUGUGGGUACGUGUUAGAGAGGACAUCCCAUUCUGCGUGGAUCAAGGAAGAAUAAUUCUGGGCCAAAAUUAUAA
Molecule: messenger RNA, 8365 nt
Organism: Fukomys damarensis (Damara mole-rat)
Lineage: Eukaryota; Metazoa; Chordata; Mammalia; Rodentia; Bathyergidae
Gene: Rrbp1
Product: ribosome binding protein 1
Exons: 23
Coding region: 22-4476 (1484 amino acids)
Biological process (GO): protein transport
Cellular component (GO): endoplasmic reticulum membrane
Source: RefSeq, a predicted model, not a curated record